Molecule: messenger RNA, 11120 nt
Organism: Dryobates pubescens (Downy woodpecker)
Lineage: Eukaryota; Metazoa; Chordata; Aves; Piciformes; Picidae
Gene: APOLTP
Exons: 69
Coding region: 1-11013 (3670 amino acids)
Biological process (GO): lipid transport
Molecular function (GO): lipid carrier activity
Source: RefSeq, a predicted model, not a curated record
AUGGGGCCGCACACCAUCAUUUUACUCUGUGCUGUUGUGGCAGGAGCUUCAUGGAGACACAGUGCAUCAUACUUCCCCAGAAGAGCUAGAUACAGCUACAGGUACUCAGCAGUCACCAACACCUUUCUGCAGGGAAGUAUUAACAAAAGCAGCGGCAUCGCUCUGGAGAGCACAGUGGUCAUUGAGGUAUUGGGGAGUUGCCAGAUGGUUUUGAAAGUGCAAGAUGUACAGAUUAAGAAAAGUCUUAUAUCCAGCAAGGACCCUCUGAAGGAAAUGGACAGGCUAAGGGAAAUACUAGAACAGCAUCCUCUUCAUUUUUCUUUCCAUCAUGGGAAAGUUCUGAAGCUCUGUCCUGUGAGGAGUGAACAGACCUGGGCACUGAACAUAAAGCGAGGCAUUCUCAGUGUCCUGCAGACAUCAGAAGCACCCACUGCUAGUGGAGUCGUUGAAGAGGUGGAUGUUCUGGGAAUAUGCCCAACCAGGUACCAGCAAGAAGGUCCUGUUCUUGUUAAGACAAAGGACUUAAAUCUCUGCUCUCACCGCUAUUCGGGUUUCACUUCUGUGCAGUCUGUUGUUCUUCCACAUGUGUCAUCUGAGCAGCAGAUCCUGUCCUCCAGACUGGAAUGUGUUCAGAGUGUUAAGGAUGGAAUCCUGGAGGAAGCCAAAUGUGCUGAGUCCAACCUUGUUACGUUGUUUGCUCGGAAGGGCAGUGGGGCGCAGACGCAGACAAAGUCCUCCCUGAAACUCUUUCAGGUGGAUACAGAGACGCUGUACAAAAAAGUGGACUCCGAGGAUCUGUAUGUGACCAGCAUGCUGUAUGAAAGAAAAGAAACUGAGAGGGAAGUGACUGAACGGGAAGUGACUGAACUAGUGUGGAAGCUUUGCUUGGCACAUAGUGCGAGUUUUGAGGCUGCAGACCUUUUCAUGACUCUUGUGUUCGAGCUUAGACAUCUUUCCCUGGAGGCCUUAAAAGCACUAUGGCAAAGAUCUUCAUUUAAAUGCAGAGACAACUGGCAGCCGCUCAUAGAUGCUCUCCUCUCUUGCACUACAGAGGCAUGUAUUGUCCUAAUAAAAGAAAUGAUAGCUUCUGGAGAAGUAGAGGAAGACAAAGCAGAAUAUUUCUUCUGGUCACUUUCAUUCAUUCCUAAACCCACCUCAGGGAUGAUUGAAUCUCUUGCUCCUUUGCUGAAGUCACCAGGAGCAAGCCAGAGCUGCUUCUUAGGAAUAACUGCUCUGUUACACAGGUUUUGUUCAGCUUACAGCUCCUGUGAUGAUGUGCCUGCUGUGCAGAGUGUGAUGAGAACUCUUAAGAAGUUUUUGAGAGGAAACUGUGCUGUGCAAGAUUCAGAAGGACACAGUAAGAUGCAGCUGGUGUUAAAAGCCAUUGGAAAUGCAGGACUGGCAGCACCUUCGCUAGCUCCUGUUCUGAGCUCGUGUGCUUCCCUGAAGAGUAAUCCAGUUGGAAUUCGUUUAGCUGCUAUCCAGGCCUUCAGGCGUAUUCCCUGUUCUGUUAGGAAUGAUACAUUAGUUCAACUGUACCAGGCAGCCAAUGAAGAUGUGGAAAUAAGGAUUGCAGCUUAUUAUAUAGCAAUGAAAUGUCCCCAUGAAGAAUUAUUUAAACAAGUACAAAGGACUUUGCUAAAUGAAACAUCCAGUCAAGUGGGCUCCUUUGUUUGGAGUCAUCUCUCUCAGCUCCUGGAGACAGAUGAUCCAUUGAAGGAGCACCUUCGAGAUUCUAUUCCUGAUGAAAUCCUUAGCAGAGAUUUUGAACGAGAGACAUGGAAAUACUCCUCAUAUUCUGAUGUCACAUUCCACUCAGCUGGUUCAGGUGCAAAUGUGGAAGCAUCUGUGGUCUUUUCUCCUGCAUCUUUUCUACCACGAUCAGUCAUGACAAAUUUGACUGUUCAUGUUAUGGGGCAAGCUAUAAAUCUGCUUGAGGUUGGUGCAAGAUUAGAGAAUGCUGAAGCUCUUGUGCAGAAGAUUUUUGGGCAGAACUCUGCUACUUUCAGUGACUUUUUUUUUGCAAACACUAAUGGAAGAAACAAGUCAGAAAACCCUGUGGAAACAACAGGAAAGGUCAAGCAGAGGAGGCUGACUUCAAAGCGAUACAACCCUGCUGAUCAUCUUGUGACCAAGUCUGGAAAGCCGAAGUUGAGACAUGCUAAUCAGAAUUGUCCUGGUAGAAAGUACAGUAAGAUGAGUGAGUUAGUCAAAAAGUUCACUGAGAGAACGGUGGGAAAGGAGGCAGUAAAAUGUGAGCUAAGUGUGAAGAUCUUUGGAAAUGAACUUAGCUUCUUAGAUUGUGAAGAUUUAAGAAAACAAAUGAAAUAUUAUUCUUUAAAUCUGGCUGAGUUGGCUGUUAGACUUCUGAAGGGGCAAGAGGUGCAGUUUAAUAAAAGGCUGAGUUUGGCCACUGAAGAAUUGCAGUUUCCAUCCAUUUCAGGCUUUCCUGUUCAGCUGGCAGUCAAUGCCUCAGCAGCAAUCAACAUAAAAAUCAAAGGGAAUGCAGAUUUCAAACAACGGUCAAAUUUCUUUCUAAAUGGAUAUAUCAAACCAAGUGCCUUUGUACAGCUUUCUGCCCAAAUGGGAACUGUGGGGACUCUGGGACAAGCUGGCUUAAGAUGGAUAACAGGAAUAAGAACAUCCAGCAGUCUUGAUGGGGGAAUCCAAGUUAAAAAGGGGCAAGAGCUCAAAGUUUUCUUGAACACUCCAGAAGAAUCCAUGGAGAUAAUUAAUUUCAGCUCUAAACUCUACUUCACAGUGGUGGAUGAGACAGAAGAGAGAGAUGUUUUCCAGGAUCACACAGAAACCAGAUCUUGCACUGGGAAAGAAGUGUCUGAGGUUAUUGGCUGGCAGCUGUGUUCCGAAAUGUCAUAUCCUGACCCUGCCAGUGGUUUGGUUUUCCCUCUCGCAGGACCUUUGAAGAUGGCUGUCACAUUAACUAAACAAGACAAAGGCCUGCAGCAGUACCUUGUGGAAGCUGCAUAUAACUAUAUUCCUCAGGAAAGUUCAUGGAUCCCAAAUGAAGCCGUCCUUCACUUCUUCAUUGGGACUCCAAAGUCAGAUUUAAAAAGGGAUGUUGGUGUGGACCUAAAUUUUAGUAUCCCACAGAAGAAAUUCAGAGUCCAAUUUAUACAACCUAAGAAAAAAAUCGAGAUUGAUGGGAAAAUUGAGUUUUCUAAAAAUACACAACUUGGACACCUGGAACUGAUAGUAGAUGAUGAAGAUGUGUAUUACAUUAAGGGAAUGACGAAUUUACAGAUGCUGAGUGGAGAGCAGAGAUACAUGACCCAACUGGAGUUAAAACUGAUAAAGCAAAGCAGUCCUAUCAUUCUGUCAGGAAACAUCACUAAACAACUUGGCAAGAAGAUAGCUUUUUCAGUAUCCCUGAAUAAUUUAUUGAAGGAUGCUGCAUUUCUUUCAGCAUUUCUGGAGAAAAAGGUUGAUGAUAAGCUGAGACAAUACUCACUGAAAGGGGAGACUUACCUUCCAGGUGUUCUUGGACUUCAUGUCAUUGGUCUUCUACAGCAGCAUGAGGGCUUGUGGUCUCACAGUUCGACGAUAAAGUAUGGACUCCUAGGAGAGGCAAAAAACCUUCAUCAUGAAUGUGGUAUGCUGCAAAAGAUGAUAAAGGAGACAGAUGCACAUGGUGUAUACAAACUUGAUAUUGGCCAUGAAUUUCACUGUAUGCAGACUCCAAACUAUAAUCACAAGGUUCACCUGAAACAUGAAGCAAGUGCAUCUUGGCUUUCCUCCCAGAUGGAAGUGAACUAUGGGAAACACUGGAAUGAAAUAAACAACAAGAAGAAACUGUUGAUCAGCCAAGCAUUUAAGAACAGUUCCAGUUCAUCUCUAGUCAACUAUUUCAUGGAGUUUACCGUGCAAGCUCUGGAAAGGCAAGUCACUUACAGGACCCAGCUGCAGCACUCGCACAACUUUCAAGUUUAUUCACAGAGCAGCACCAGAUUUGAGGUGCAGUAUAAUGACCAUGUGCCGUUUGUGGCUGGGCUGCAGUGGAAAGAUGCAUCCAGAAAUGGCCUGAAGAACUGGGAAGGUUACUUAAAUAUAGACACUCCGUGGCUGUAUCUGUAUGCAACUCACAACCUACAGCAGCCUCAGCAUUCUGCUUAUUUACUGACUAUGGAAGUGACAACAGGAAAAGCUCUCUCCAUUAAGAAUCUUGUAGUGGAACUGUUCUAUAGAGAUCAAGGCAAUGAGAAGGAAGGGAAAGUUCAUAUUUACACACCAGCUACCAAGUACUUGCAGGCAUCCACAUUUAAUCAUCUUGGGAGGAGUGUUUUGCACAGCUAUAGUGAAAUGGUAUCUCUGUGGAAUCAGCUUGUGAAGAGUGAGAUUCAUCUGGAGAAUAAUGAACGAGACAAAUUUCUCUGCUUUAAGAUAAAGAGCUCAAAACAGGAAUUUAACUUCACAGCCAGCUAUCAAAAUCUGUCAACGCCUAGGAAGACAAACUUUUCUGUGAAGACAGUAUGGAGAGAGUAUAAAAGUCUGCCUGUCGUGCUGCAAUUUGAAGGUCAGAUAGAAGAGCUGAGGAAGGAGAAGAUGCUUUAUCAAAAACGUGGAACCCUCCAUUUUAGGCAUCCUUUUAAAGUGCCCAUACUGCAGAGCUUCCUUCUUCAGGAGACAUUUACUGUUGACAAAAAGCAAAAAUACUAUUUCUUGGAAACAAAAGUUUUGAUAAAUGGGGUGGAUGAAACAGUUCAAACUCUGACACUUGGUUACCAACCUGAAAACCCCUAUAUUUGUGCUGACUUGACUCAUCCUUAUAACUACAGAUUGUUUCCCAAAGAUGUUGAGAUAUGCAUUUUAACUCAAAGUCACCAAAAUCUUGAGCUGCCACAAGCAAUGGGCCUAAGCGGAGAGCUGUUUUCCAAGCAGACUAAACUGGAACGCUUUGACUAUGGUGUGAGUGUAAAAACCGUCAUCAACGGGAAUCUAUCCUCACAGGCCCAGGCAGCUCUAAAGAGUUACAGUGAAAACAGUUUCAAUGGCUCUCUUUACAUUCGUUCCCAUGGAAGGGAGAUGCUGCUGCUGGAGGUUGAUAUGAGCAGUGAAAAAAGGAAGAAGGCCAGAGCUGUUGACUUGAGGGCUUUCAUCCAUCAGACAAUUCUGACAAACCUAGUAGAAUCAAUACAGUUUGAGCUCAUGGGCAAAAUACUUCCAUCAAGACUUUUGAUGUCUUCUGAGAUGAAACUUAAUGAAAAUAGGCUUCAUGUGGAUUUCAUGGGAGCCAGGGAACAGAAAGUUGGUUUUGUUUUGUCCCUGAAUGGAAGAGUACAACACACAUUUGAGGGAUUAAAAGCCAUACCUCAUCUUCUUUCUCUGAAUGGAUUACUGAAGUGCAAAGCCAACAGUCAUGAUGGUAACAUCAAUGUGGUGGUCAACAAAACAGUGUAUGGACUCCAUCUGAGGAACAGAAAUGUGUUUGGGAAUACCACCAUACACAAUAUCACUUUUGCUGUGUUUCAGAAUGGGAGUCAAGCAAUCCCAAUGGAGGCCAAAAUCAAAGGACACCUUGAGCUGAGUAAAGAGAUAAAAAGGCUACUAGCUAGCAUCCAGGUGGAUGAAAAAGCCCUCUCUCUAGAUUUUUCCAAUAUCAUGAGUCAUGGGCACAGCAGAGUCAGUGGGACUUUCACACAUAAUAGCAGCUUUUUACAAAAUGCAGGAUUGCCCUUGGAUGGCUUUCUUACUGCCAUGUGUGACCACGACAUAAGGAAUCACACCAUUACAAUAGCCCUACAGAGUGGCAGUGAAAGCAUUACUGCUGUGUUUGGAAGUCACAGACUGUCCACAGAGCCUCCUAAAUCCCAACUGUGCGUGAGUUUAAAGCACAACAUCUCAAAGAUAAAGGAACAUGGUAUCCCUUUUAUUGUGGAAGCUGCUGGCUAUUAUGAGAAUUUCACCCAAAAAAUUGCUGCAGGGAUUACAGCCACGGUGGAGAUGGAACAGCUCAAAUUUGAAAUAGAGAAGAAAACCACUGGCAGUACUAUGGAAAUUUCUCUUUCACUUCACCAUGACAUGGGAGGACUGUUUGACACUGUUCCUUAUGUACUAGAGGUUGCUUGCAGUGGAGAAUUGGCUAACAAGCAACUUUCUGGCCUUUGUGAUGGAGUAAUUACAUUUCAUCAUUUUGAGUCUCUGGGAAUUGCCAGAGAGAACCAAGUGAAGGUGUCAGCCAUAAGAAGUGACAAGUAUAAGGGCAUGCUUGCUGUUGUCCUUGGGCUUUGCAGUUUGAAAGUUGAUGGAGAAGUGAGCCUGGCAAGUAAUGAAACAGAUACAAAAUGGGCACUUACCUUUAGAAACAAGUGUGACACUCUACAGGGUCUCAGUAUUCCAACUCAGUCACGGCUCACAGGAUCUGUUCAGAAAGACAAGUGCCAAGCAGAACUUCUCUGUCUCCUCGAAACGGAAGGCAAGACUGCCCAUCUUGAAGUGACAGCAGAGUGCAAGCCAAAAAUUACACUGGAAAUUCAGUUCAGGCAUAAUCUUCCUCAACUGAAGACAAUCCCAAGAGACAAUAAGUUGUCUAUCACUGCACAAAAACAACUAAAAUACCAUAUUGGAAUAGGAGUGAAAUUGGAUGCUUGUGACCUUCAAAUGAAUGGGGACUUCUACCCUGAAAAUAAGCUUCAGUGGAAAAUGUUUAUAGAAAACAAAUGCCAAACAAUUCAGGAUCUUGGAGCACCACUAAAAGUUGAUGGUUCAGGCUAUGUUUUGAUGGAUGGAGUGAAACUAGAUUCACAGACAUUGAUCACUAUUGAUGAAAGUAAAUUACAAGGACUCCUUAUACUAAAAGUCACUGAUGAGAGACAAGAGCUGGAUGUGGUGUUCACCCAUAACAUUCAAGGAUUUGCAGACAUCGGCAUUCCUGCAAGAACGUUAGUUGAUGUGGUAUCAGAAAAGAACAGCCACUUCUAUAAAAGACUGAUUCAUUUCUGUGUGAACAGCAAGCAAAUUACAGAAGAACUCAGCUUUGUCCAGAAUUUGGAUGUUGUGUCUCUUAACUACAAACUUACUCAUAACAUAGAGGCACUGAAGACAUUGCAAAUCAAAGACAGGAUUGAGUUGCAGACUGCCUUGAACCUGAAAGUGAUCAAGAGCUUUAGUAUGAAAGUGUAUUAUGGUGCUCACCCAACAAUUCUUGAAGGACAAAUGCAGGAGUUUGAAACAAGUACCAACAUAACUGGGAAUUUCCAUCAUAAUUGGCCAUGGCUGCUGCAGGCCAGAGUCCCAUCAUCUUUACAGAUAGAUGUGUUUUUUCAAGGAAGGAAUACUACUCGAAAAAGAUACGUGCACAUUGCAGCUGGAGAGACAUCAAUCACAUACAUAAUCAACUCCUAUUAUGUUGGUCACCAAGUGGAUAUCUUUUGCCAAAGUGUACACAGUAGUGAGGCACUACAGGCAUCUGGCUACCCCAAAGCAAUCAACUUGAUGUUCAGUUUACAGAAAUCAGAUAACAAAACCAAGACUAUCUGUGAAAUCCAGUAUGACAACAAAGACAUAGUUGUGACUAUGGAUGUUGACACCAGCUUUCAUCUAUAUGGUAUGUUUUUCAUGGCAGAGGUGAAGCAUUCAGUAUCACUUCUCCAUCACCUGGGACUUCCCUUCUUUUUCAAGGUAACAGUUAAAGAAGUCCUAACAGAUAAUGAAACUGAAGGAGCUCUGCGGCUGAGCUAUGACCAAAACACAAACUUCUCCUUUACCAUCAGUAGGAAAAAAGACCAGCAAGGUGAAGAGUUGAAUAUAAAAGCAUUCCAGAGCCAUCCCUGUUUUCUGCAGUACUUCCCCAGUGCAGCAGAAAUGUCUUCUAAGGUAAAUUAUGAUAUGAGCGACGCAGAAGGCAAACUCUACCUCAGGAUGGAAAAAAGUGAUUUCAGUGUCACAGCAAAGCUAACUUUCAGUGGAACCAGCUACACUAAUGUCAUUGAAAUAAUACAGACCAUGUCCCAGUUAGAAAUUCUGCCAGGGCAGCUCAUUUUUAUGACAGUUUACCAAAAAGGCAACAGAACACGUAUGGUGAAGCACAUCACUCUGUGGGAUGGCAAAGAGGUAAAGGUAACAGGCUCUUACACUGGACACUUCCCAAAGUUGCCUGGAGGUCAUGACAUUCAAGUGGAACUUUUCCAUCCUCUUUCCAUCCCUUUCCCAUGGCAUGCCAGGGUCAACUUAUAUGUGAAACACUCAUCACGUAGUCACCGGGACGAUCUUACUGUUACAUGGAAUGAGAAAGACCAGAUAUCAGUGUCGUCUUCUCUGAAGUUUGGAAGAGACCGUAUGAACUACAGAGCCACUGUUGCCCACCCAUUUAAUUACACUUUGAAGCAACUGGAGUUCCAUUCCCUGUCAGAAAGAAGAGGCAAAAAAUACAACCAGCAGACGAUUACUAAUAUAUAUGUUUGGGUUUUUUUUCCCCUUUUCCAGCUUCAGAGAGUAUUAGGUAUGGAACAGCUGCAUGCAUGUGGGUCUCUAGAGCAAAGAUCAGCAUUGUUUAACGAAUAUCUAGAUCUAAACUGGGAUAAUAAAAAAUUCAAACACAAUUUAACAUAUGAGAUAAAUCGAUUCUUGUAUCCUGUUAAGUUGCAGUUAGAAGCUAUUCUGGAAAACAUUUUCUUCUCCUCAUGCACCAAACAGAAGAUUCUGGGUAAAAUAGAAACAAACUACUCAUCUUGGCUGGACUAUUACAUGGGCUUUGAGUUCUGUGACCUUCCAAAUGUAAUUGUUUUCUCUGGAAAACACCAGCUCAACAAAGAUGACAUCAUUUUGCAAUCAGAGGGCAGAUUCCACCUUGCUGAUCAUGGGAGAGAUGAGGGGUUAAUUGGAAUAUCCUUAAGAAAUCAGAGCACUGCUGAUGUGAAGAACUAUACUCUGGAAAUUGAAUUGAAAGCUUUUGAAGAUAUUUGGCUAGGCCUGACAGGAACUGCUAGUUCCACAUCUGUUCAGAGCCAAAUCCUGCUGGAGGGGUUUAUUGAUCAGAAGGACAAAGUAAAAGUAGCUGCUUCUACAGGAAAGGAGUGUGUUCAGUACUACAUAGGGUACUUGAAAGGGGAUUUGGAAGAAGGAAUGGAAGUCAGUGCUUGUACUGAUGGGCAACAGAUGGCUGCUGUUAACACCUAUCUCAACAUUAACGGUGAAAGGCAAGAAAACAUGGCACAAAUGACUCUAGCAGCUGCUAAUGGAAGCUUGAAUUUUCUAGCUCAUGGAUGUGGGGAUCCAGUUCUUAAGGCUGAGCACAAACUUAAUGAAAUUGGGAGCCUUCUGAAAGCCAAACUGAUGGAGAAGAUUAAGAAGUUUGAGGGAUAUAUGUGGAGAUUCAGGAGAUCAGUACAGCAAAUUGAUUUUCUGUCUGAAGCAGCUGACUGGCCUUCAGUAGCCUUGCAGAAGGUAGCAGGAUUCCUCCACAGUGUGGGUAGAGCUGUUGCCCAGGUGUGGAAGCAGAGUGGAAUCAGGCAGAUACUGAGAAGCAAGCUCCCGGUUUACCUGGAUAAAAUUCAAGAUGUUGUCCAGCAAAUGCAGAACGAAUUGCAAAAGCCAUUAGCAACUUUGAAGGAUGCUUACUAUGAUGUAACCUUAAAGCCACUGGAUGAAGUUUGGCAAGAGAAGACAGAAGAGUACAUGAAGAAAAUCCAGGCUUUUUUACCCAAGAUUGUAAAAGAUGUGUGGCUAAUGGAACCAAUCCAGGUGGCGUUAAAAGCUGUGAAAGCAGGCGUGGAUGUGACUACACAGCAGAUGCUCAGGUGGGCAGAGGCCAUGUUUUCUAGAGCUGUAAGCAAGAUCCGGAAGCCCUUACUCAAUCUUUACAAUUUUUCAUCCAGGAACUGUUCAGUGGCAGUAAAAUUGCCAGUGCUACCUAAAGCAGCCUGCUCCCUGGAUCUGGCAAAGAUGACUAAUUAUCUCAUUGAAGAAAGGCUAAUCAGGCCUCUCCAAGACCUCUACAGAAUCAACAUCAUUGCAGAAUAUUACAGAUUCAAACGGAGGAUGAUGGAGAGCCCCUUUGAGUAUCAUGCGAUGUUAAUGGGAACCAAGCAUCUUAUGACUUUUGAUGGGAAAAUUUAUGACUUGCCAUCAAAGUGCAGUGUGCUUCUUGCCAAGGAUUUUGUUCACAAUACUUUCACUGUAAUACUAAAUGAAGAAACUAGUAACUCAAGGUCACUCUAUGUGGAGAUGAACCAGACCGUGAUCAGUAUCUACCCAAGACUGAAGGUAGGAAGGGAAAAUCAAACAUUAUUCCUUGCCAGGGCAGAAAUUACCUUCAACCCAAAACAAAAGAACCAACCCCAAAAGUCUUCAAAAUGCGAGUCCUCAAAAUAUAGCUCUGAACACCUCUCAGAUAUAAGUGCCAGAAUAAAACAGAUAUCCAAGAUGUACAACUUUACAGAAGAGAACUGUCAACUACUGGAUCAAUCCCUUGAAAAGAAUACCACUAAUUCAAGGAGAGCAGCCAGUAAAAUAGAAGUGUCUAACCAGAAAGGAGUUUCUGUCUCUUGUGACUUCCAGUAUGAUCUCUGUACUGUCACUCUGGCUGGCUGGCACCAUGGUAUUUCAGCUGGGCUGCUUGGUACCAAUGACAAUGAAGCUGGAAAUGAAUGGAUGCUCCCUAACCAUUCCUUCACUGACAGUGUGCAAGAGUUCACACAGAGCUGGCAGGUAACAGCUGAAAGGCUUCUCUCUGUGCAGAUUACCACUGGUGCUGGAACACAAAAGGCAAUUCUGUUUUCCCAGGUGAACGAGUGCAGCCUUGUACAGAGGAAAGUGAAGCUGUGCCCACUUACAGCUAAGCAGAAACUCUGUAAAAUGUUUUUUGAAGACUCUCAUUCACCUCUCAGGAACUGCUUCAAAGUUGUGGACCCUGAACCAUUCUACAGCAUGUGCACACAUGACACCUGUCAGUCACGGGAGCUGAAGGCUGCCUGCAGUUUAGCUGCAGCUUUUGUUCAUUUGUGCAACCGAAAUUUUGUUCCUGUGGAAAUUCCUCCUCAGUGCUUGAGUCAGUUCUGAAUGGCAGAUACCAGCCCUGAAGAUGGAAGAGCUUUUUCAGCACCCAAAAUAAAACAGCUAUUUUAAAGUCAACAAGCUAGAAGCAAUAUUAGAGAGAACAGUAACAG